Molecule: messenger RNA, 1234 nt
Organism: Bursaphelenchus xylophilus (pine wood nematode)
Lineage: Eukaryota; Metazoa; Nematoda; Chromadorea; Rhabditida; Aphelenchoididae
Source: the annotation of a GenBank genome assembly
AUGGUUUCCUUUAAAAAUCAUCCGAUACAACAAGAUUACCACUUGGGGAGCCAAGUUUUGGGUAUUGGAGUGAAUGGGAAGGUGAUUGAGUGUGUUAAAAUCGCAACGAAAGAGGUGUUCGCACUGAAAGUGUUGAGGGAUGUGCCUAAGGCGAGACGGGAGGUGGAAAUUCAUAUGAGUGCAUGUAACCACCCCCAUAUUGUGAAGAUCUUUGAUGUCUACGAGAAUAUACAUAACGGGACGCACUGCUUGCUGAUUGUAAUGGAACGGAUGACGGGUGGGGAGUUGUUUUCCAGGAUCCAGGUAACGAGAGUUCCGUGCUCUUAAAUAUUUAAUUACAGGAAAGAGCCAGGUCCGCUUUCACGGAGAGGGAAGCCUCCAAUAUUAUGUACGCCAUUUGUUCGGCCAUCCAGCAUUUGCAUAGCAUGGACAUAGUGCAUCGAGAUAUAAAACCGGAGAAUCUUUUGUACAGUACCAAAGACGAUGACGCGGUUUUGAAACUGACUGAUUUUGGAUUUGCCAGAAAGUUUGACGGAACGGUAGAGAAACCCCUGGAUACACCGUGUUACACUCCGUAAGAUGAGAUUCAUCGUUCUUUAUGCUUUCUAGUUACUACGUAGCCCCCGAAGUUCUUGGAACUAAACCGUAUGACGAGGCCUGUGAUGUCUGGGCCAUCGGGAUUAUAACUUAUAUUCUUUUGUGUGGAUAUCCUCCGUUCUUCUCAACCCAUGGCCUUCCCAUCAGUCCAGGAAUGAAAUCACGGAUCCGGGCUGGUCAGUAUGACUUUCCCGCUCCCGAAUGGGACAGAGUUUCCGAAGCAGGUAGGUCCGGAUUAUCCGCAAUGAUUUCAUCCGCCCUCUAAUCUCCAAGGCAAGAAAUAGGUGUGGUAAUCCAUUUCUUUGCAGCCAAGGAUCUCAUCAGAGGAUGUCUAAAGACCGAUCCCGCAGAACGGAGUACGAUCGACCAGGUUAUGAAACACAAGUGGAUCACGCAUUACAACAAGAACCCUAAAACCCCCCUGGCUACACGUGAAGUGCUGCUAGAGGAGCGACAGAAUUGGCCCGAAGUGGCGGUGGGUUGUUGGAAUGAUACGAAUAUCUCCGCCUCUACUUUACAGGCAGAGAUGGACAAAGCGUUGGCUUCGAUGCGGAUCGAUGACGUCAGAGUCAAACAUUUGAGUCAUGCCAAGAACGGACUGCUAGAGAAAAGGAAAAGUCGCUCUCCGGCACAUUAA